AUGCUCAUCUUCGCAUCACAGUGUACGUGCGUGGAGCGCACAUACCCGGACUCUUUUGUUAUUGUCCUCGGUGACUUUAAAAAAGGAAACCUCACAAGUGAACUCCCCAAACACAGACAAUCUAUGAAAUGUCCUACCAGAGAGGAGAACAUUCUGGAUCACUGCUUCACUACCAUAUGCCAUGUGCCAGCCUGCUUCAAGACCUCCAGCAUCAUCCCUGUCCCCAAAAAACCCAGGAUCACAGGCUUAAGUCAGAGUCAGUCUAUAAAGCAUUUGAUCCAACUACUGCUAUCAGCGCGCGCUGUGGACACGACUGGAGACAUGCGCUCGUGGACUCGCGGGAUCCUGUGGUUGUCAUCUUUUACAACUGUGUUGUCUAGUUUGCAUCCUGAGUGUGAGUAUAUCUUUCAGCUUGCAAGAGAUGAACAGCGGUGUCUCAGAGAGAUCACAGAUCUUGGAAACCUCAGCAGCUCUUCAGGUUGUCUGCAAGUAUGGGAUGCUGUAGUGUGUUGGCCCAGAGCUGCAGUGGGUGAGACGGUCCACUUGCUCUGUCCUGCUGUUUUCUCUCUCUUCAAGAACAACACAGGUAUAGUGAGUCGUAACUGCACAGCUGGUGGCUGGUCACAUCCAUUCCCUCCUUACCAUGAGGCCUGCAUUGUUGAGGAUGAAAUCCCAGAGGAGUCGUAUUUUGCCACUGUGAAACUGAUCUACACUGUUGGUUACGGAGCGUCACUGCUGUCGCUCUCUGUUGCCGUGGUAAUACUGCUGCUCUUCAGGCGAUUACACUGCGCUCGAAACUACAUCCACAUGCAGCUGUUUUUCACCUUCAUCCUGAAAUCGGUGGCUGUGUUUGUCAAAGAUGCUACGCUUUUCUCCAGUGAAGACACGGAUCACUGCACACUCUCCACAGCAGCCUGUAAAGCGUCGGUGGUGUUUUGUCAUUAUUGCGUCAUGACUAAUUUCUUCUGGCUGCUGGUUGAAGCCGUGUAUCUGAACUCUCUGCUGGUCUCGGACUUCCCGCGCAGCCGCCGCUGUCUCUGGAGUUUCGCUCUGCUGGGCUGGGGCUUUCCACUGAUCUGCAUUAUCCUCUGGAUCUGCUCCAGACUGUAUUUUGAGGACACAGAGUGCUGGGAUAUAAAUGAAGACUCUCCUUAUUGGUGGAUCAUCAAGGGUCCCAUUGUAGUUUCCAUAGGGGUGAACUUCCUUCUCUUCAUGAACAUUAUCAGGAUUCUGGUGCAGAAACUGGACCCUCGCUUGAUCCAAUUCAACAAUUCAGCUCAGUACAGGCGACUGACCAAGUCCACCCUCCUCCUCAUCCCUCUCUUCGGCACUCAUUACAUGGUCUUCAACUUCCUCCCAGACUACUUCAACGUGAGCCUGCGGCUUUGCAUCGAACUGUGUCUGGGCUCCUUCCAGGGCCUCAUUGUGGCAGUUCUCUACUGUUUCCUGAACCAGGAGGUUCAGAAAGAAAUACGCUUAUGUUGGAUGCGAUAUCAAGAGGGGAGUUACGCUGUCGUUCCUGUUGGAGCCAAAGGAAGUCAGAUGGACACUCCAUUCUAGAGUCAUUAAAACUCACCGGUGCCUCUAAUAUACAGACCUCAACACCUCCAGAAAACAUGAACACCUGAAUCAAACAGUUCUAUUAAAUGCUGAUUGUAUUGCUCAGUUGAUAUGACAACAAAUGGCUUAAACAGCCAGAAUAUACAGUAUUUGGGCUGCAGUAUAUCUGAAUUAAACACACUUAACAGAGUUCAUUAGAGAGCAUGCUAAAAAAAAAUGGUUAAAAAAAUAUGAAUACUGGAAUUCAUCAUAACAAAACUGCUGCUUUUGGGGGGAUUCUGGGUGGGUUUAAUCAAAGUAUGUAUAGAGAAAAGCCUAUAAAAAUAUACUUCUGUUGCCCUUCAAAUUCAGCUAUUUUAUUAUAAUAUUUAUUACUUCGGGGAAAUGUUAAACUCUAAAAUUGUACCCAAUAAAAGGCAGUAAGGCAGUUUUGAAUGUGUACGUAUUUAUCUGUAUGUAUGUACAUGUUUACAGUAUUAAUAUCUGUAAAGAGAAAUAUAAGGAUUAAUUGGUGGAUUCAUGGAUUUCUGAGUUAGAUAGGCCUACAGGUAACCAGGCAAGUUGUUAUGUUUUAUAUGUUGUAAUUCUGUAGAAUUUGUUAACUACAACUUCUGUUGGCAAAAUCAGUGGUUUGAUAUUUUCUUAUCAUUUCACAAGUGGUUUUGUGUUUUUAACUGUAUUUAUAUUUUGCUGAAACGCUUGUAAUAGGCUGUUUAAUGUCAAGUUCCCAAAGUGUGACAACAUCCCUGUAAUUUGCUCAUCAUAUGUUCCUGUAUCUUUUUUCCCUGUCAUAUAAAUGUUCAAAAGCAUCUUUGUAGCAAAGACUGUAAAGACAUUGACUUUUAAAUUAAACCCACUCCCAAAAUGAUUAUUUUGAGCUAAAAGUGUAACAACUAUCCCCGUUUUCUCCUUUCUGCUGGUUGAUUCUUUUCUUUUUACAACUUAAAAAUGACUUAAGUAUUGAAAUGUUGCAGCUAUCCACCUUAAUUUGUGUUUCUAUUUGUAACUUGAUGUGCAAGGCUUCCGGUGCCAUUAGCUUUCAGUUAUUUUAGCUCUACUAAAACAUUAUGUAAUUCUGCAAACUGGCAUUUGUUAUGAUAUUAUUUUAACUCAUUAUCAUGAUUAUAAGCACACUGGAUUGUCGCACAAAUAGUCUUACCGUUUACUGUUAUUUACCUGACCGGAAGUCUCGUACAUUCAAAGUAAAUAGCUUACUUUCGCGUUUGGAAAUAGAGCAGAGAUUGAAAUGCCAAAUGUGUUUAACAGUGGAAUGUUUUCAUGUGUCCAAAGACUGCUGUUGUGUUGCUUUAUAUGUAGCCUUCUCUUCUAAUUCUCACCAAAUGUGCAUUAUACUCUAAUGCCUAUAAACACCUAGUAAAAAUCACUGUAAACUUUUUUAUAUAUUGUAUUAUAGCCUACUGUAUAUUUUCUAGCUGUAAUACAUUAUUUAUUUGUUCAUCUGUCUGUUUUCAAAUGCUCUUUGAGUGGCCUUAAGUGUAUUAAUGCAUCAAAUCAGAGUGCAUUACAGAGAUGGAAAUAUUAUCCAAUUUGAUGCUCUAUCUGUGUAAUGGAUUUUAUCCCUUUUUUUUUAGCUUUAAUAAUGCAAUUAAGGAAUUAAGGUCACUCAUACUUGCUGUUAUGUUUGUAUAUGUGCGUAAGCAAGCUGCUCCAAUGUGUACGUGUAUCUAUUUUUGAGCUCAAGUCUUGAUUUUUCUGCUUUAAUGUGUACAAUAUAAUUACUUAAAAAAAAAGAAAAAAAUGUAUACAUAAAAUGUCUUUCUGCUGGAUUUGUCUGUCAGUAAUAGGCUAAACACUGACCCCUGCUGGUCAAUACAUCACACUACUUACCAUAAUUAUUUUAAUGAGAUUUGAUUCAUGUUUAAGGUUUUGAAAGUCUUGUUUUCUUAUUAUAUUAAUUUUUGAUGAACCAAAUUGAAGUGCAGACAAAAAUGGGCCUCCUACGGUUAUUUAUUUAUUUUGGUUAUUUUUAUUUUUGAAUGUUUUCACAAGCAUUUUCAUCCAAUCAGCCACAAAAUGUUGACCCAACUUUUUAAUACAUUUUGCCAAGUAAUUUGGAUCUAGCAUCACUUCCAAUUCAUUUGAGCGAAUUGAUUCUUUAAGAUAAUCAGUUUAAUGAAUCGAUUCACCGCGAGUCAUCACUUAAUUUUUUUCCGCUCUAUUUUAAUUGUUGAAAUGUCUUUUGGAUUAGCUUAAAGCCUGCCUACGUGUGCUUUAACAAUUUUAACUACAUUUCUACCAUAAUUCCUAAAGUUUUAGUCUAAAACAAAGUCACAUAGGCCCGGUUUCACAGACAGGGCUUAGCCUAAA
Molecule: messenger RNA, 3888 nt
Organism: Cyprinus carpio (common carp)
Lineage: Eukaryota; Metazoa; Chordata; Actinopteri; Cypriniformes; Cyprinidae
Product: growth hormone-releasing hormone receptor-like
Biological process (GO): adenylate cyclase-activating G protein-coupled receptor signaling pathway; positive regulation of cell population proliferation; cell surface receptor signaling pathway
Cellular component (GO): plasma membrane
Molecular function (GO): G protein-coupled peptide receptor activity; peptide hormone binding; growth factor binding
Source: RefSeq, a predicted model, not a curated record